CCCCACCGCUUAUCAAGUUGUCACAUCCGAACACCACACUCCACCGUCGCCAGCGCGAAAAUCACCUCCCUCCGGCUCAACUUAGCCUCUCACCACGCCAUUAAACCACACAUCUUGCGCCAUGGUUUCCCCUGAAGGUUGCCAUAGCAGGUGCCCAUACGUGCCGCACACCCAGCACAGUCCGUUAUCACACGCAUUUAAGUGACAAUUGCACCCUCGCCACUACAUAACCACCAUCUCACCGCUUUACCUAAGAGAAUUCACCGACGAUCACGUGCGGUGGCGGUGUGUGGCCGUAACGGGAUGCGCCGGCUUUUUUUCGCUUCUUUUUUUGCAGCGGACGAACAGACAGCGUGGAAAAGAAAAAGUUUUCACUCAACUUCUUCAUCCUCUUCAAAUGUGUUUCCUGUUUUCGAAGCAACAGAGAUAACUUUGAAUUUUAGCAAUGUCUCAAGGUACUUUGUACGUCGGUGAAUACGCCAGAUGCUUCCUCGUCAAGGGUCUCGUCGAGUUCUACAACUUGGACGUGACUGUUGCCGCUAAGGAUGCUGCAUACGAGAAGAACUUCCCAUUGGCCAAGUACCCAGCUUUCCUUGGUCCAAAGGGCUACAAGUUGACUGAGGCCAUUGCCGUUGUGUUGUACUUGCUCUCAUUGACUGAUGACAAGUCUCUCUUGGGUAAGAACGAGAAGGAAUACGCUCAAAUCAUCAGAUGGCUCUCAUUUGCCAACUCUGAGUGGCUCCCAACUGCCGUUAAGGCAUUCGGCCCAAUCAUUGGUAAGGUCCCAUACAACAAGAAGCAAGUUACCGAUGCUACUGCUUACCUUGAGCAAUUGGCUGCUGUCCUUGAAGCCAGACUCUCCGAGUUCACCUACUUGGUUGGCGAGAGAUUGUCCAUUGCUGACUUGUACACUGCUUCUGUCUCCUACAGAGCCUUCCAAUACUUGUUCGGCUCUGAGUGGAGAGCUGCUCACCCAGCCAUCACCAGAUGGUUCUCUACUGUCACAGCUCACCCAACUUUGGCCAAGACCUUUGCUGACUUCCAAUUCAUUGAGAAGCCAGUUGAGUACGUUGCACCAAAGAAGGAAAAGAAGGAGGCCGCUCCAAAGAAGGAGAAGAAGGAGGCUGCACCAAAGGCUGCUGCUGAAGAGCCAGCUGCUGCUCCAGCCGAGGAGAAGAAGCCAAAGCACCCAUUGGAGCUCUUGGGUAAGUCCACCAAGUUCAACUUGGAUGAGUGGAAGAGAACUUACUCCAACGAGGAGACCCGUGAGACUGCUCUGCCAUGGUUCUGGGAACACUACGACCCAACUGAGUGGUCCUUGUGGAGAGUCGACUACAAGUACAACGAUGAGUUGACCUUGACCUUCAUGUCCAACAACUUGCUCGGUGGUUUCUUCAACCGUUUGUCAGGCUCCACCAAGUACCUCUUUGGUUCUGGUGUUGUCUACGGUGAGAACAACAACAACGGUAUUGUUGCUGUUUUCCUCGUCAGAGGUGACAAGCACGAGCCAGCCUUCGACGUCGCUCCAGACUGGGAGUCCUACACCUUCUCCCAAUUGGACGCAACCAAGCCAGAGGACAAGGAGUUCGUUGAGGAUGUCUUUGCCUGGGACAAGCCAUUGUUGAUCAACGGCGAGAAGAGAGAAAUCGCUGAUGGUAAGGUCUUCAAGUAAACGCAG
Molecule: messenger RNA, 1678 nt
Organism: Williopsis jadinii
Lineage: Eukaryota; Fungi; Ascomycota; Saccharomycetes; Phaffomycetales; Wickerhamomycetaceae
Product: elongation factor 1-gamma
Exons: 2
Coding region: 446-1672 (408 amino acids)
Biological process (GO): translational elongation
Cellular component (GO): nucleus; cytoplasm
Molecular function (GO): translation elongation factor activity
Source: RefSeq, a predicted model, not a curated record